CGCGACAGGUGCACGAAUAUGGCGUCUUUCGUAGAUGACAACGACGAUAAUGACCAAGACGAGGAGGAGAAUGACAAUGACAACGAGAACGAGGAUGAAGAGAUGGAAGAUGCGAAUGACGGCGAUCAGGAUGCCGACCAGGACAUGGACGAUGAAGACGACGGAGGCGAUGAUGACGAUGACAAUGAUGAUGACAAUGAUAAUGAUGGCGAGGAUGAUGAUGAUCAGAAUGAGCCCGACUCGCCCUCGAGGAGACCGAGUCAAGCUACAUCUGCUCCGCGACCAGCAGAAGGAGACGACAACCCAGAAGUCGUAGUAAAAUCUCCCUCACCUCGAGGCUCUGGUAUACGAUCGCCUAAUACAAGGGCAACCAGUAUAUAUGUGCCUGCAAUUAGGCCAGAAGCGCUGACGGCGCAAGCCUACGAUAUUGUGCCGACCAUGGCCGCACCGCACGGCACGUCUAUCAAUGCUGUCUGCGCGACACCCAAUAUGAAAUAUGUCUUCACCGGUGGCACAGACGGCUAUAUACGGAAAUACGACUGGGUAGAUACUGCCAAUGGCAAAGUCCCGCUGACAGUGGCUCAGAAGCACCCUUUUGUGGACAGUGUGAUGAAGGCUGGGUCUAUGGUGACUUACUGGGAGAAUGAGGAACGAUCACUACAAACACCGCCCAAGAAUCCGGACGAGGGAAAGUGGUCGAGCCCGGUUUACUCUCUCGCUGUCGAGAAGCAAGCGGUCUGGCUCCUGUCUGGACUCGAGUCGGGAGGAAUCAACCUUCAGCUUACGAGGCACUCUACUGGCAACAUCAUCACGACCUUGAAAGAACACACUAGCGCUGUUUCUGUCCUCACCUUCACGGACCAUGAAAGGCGUGUGUUAUCAGGCAGCUGGGACAAGAACAUGCACGAAUGGGAUCUCGACAACGGUAAGGUCAUUCGCUCGUUCAAAGGAGCCAGUAGUCAAAUAAGUGCUAUUGAGCUGCGGCCAUUCAGUAAUACGCCUGUGCCCGAAGUUUCUGAAGCAUUUCCUGAGGAAGAGAGCGCUACGUUCUCGAGCAACAAUGCUGACAAACCGGCUUUGAACGGCACCUCAAACGGUCCCAGCCAACGGCUGUCUGCACUCCACGGCGACGAGGAUGCGGCCGGAUCUCCUGACGGGAGUUUAUUUGGCGAUGGAGAUCAUGGAUCGCUCUUUGGCGAUGAUACUGGUGGCGGCGGAGCGGGGGGCGGUGGCGGCAACGCCUUUGGUGAUGACGACGACGACUUGACGCGAGCACUCGAAAGCGAGAUGCAGACUACUGCUGAGCAUAGUGGUCCAGGUGAAGUUGACAUUGAGAUGCAGCAGACAGAAGUUCCUGUGGAAUCGGCCAAGCCCGAUGCGGACCCAAUAGAUACGGGACCAGACGCGGGCGAAGUGGCCGAUGCUGAUGAGCCAAAAACUGCUCAUACAGCGACGCCACCAACAACAACAACAAACCCAACCCAGACUGAGGACGAACGCCCCGGCGCUCUGGUGACGACCGGACUACCUCACUCCGAUGAGCCACUAACAGCGCCACCCACUAACGAUGAAAGCGACAUGACCAAGUCAGAACUGCCUCUCCAGUCCGAAAGCACAUUUCUGGACGCCUCGUUCGAUGGCACACUCCGGAUCUGGGAUCGUCGAAUGGCUGCACCCGUCGCCACCAUCGCGACAGAUCCUGGUACGCCCCCAUGGUGUACUGGGGCCUGCUGGUCACCAGAUGGAAAUUUCUUCUACGCUGGUCGUAGAAACUGCACGGUAGACGAAUAUUCCAUCCACCAUCUCGGCACGAAGCGAAGUAAACCCAAUCGAACGUUUCGCUUUCAACAAGGGAGUGGACCCGUGUAUGCGGUACGAGCGAUGCCCAAUAAGAAACAUCUGGUGUGUGCCAGUCAGGAUAUUUUGAGAAUAUAUGAUUUGCAACAACAGCCGGAAACACAAAAGCAUUCGCGAGUACCUUUUACGAUUGUACCAGGGCACAGAGGUGGCGUCGUCAGUGCUAUACAUAUUGAUCCUUCUUGUAGGUUCAUGCUGUCGGCUGCGGGAAACAGAGGCUGGGAGGGUAGUGGAACGGAGGUUCUGUUGGGGUAUGAGAUUGGAAUACAGGAUGAUCAAGGGGUUUGGCAUGCUGUUAGGGGCUCAUCGGCAUAGUGUUGAUGUCAUCAGAAUUCCAUCACAUACAUGUAGUGUGGUGUACCUGUAGUAGGUAGUGUAUAC
Sphaerulina musiva SO2202 is the source of this 2238-nucleotide messenger RNA. RefSeq names its product WD40 repeat-like protein. Gene Ontology annotation, molecular function: protein binding. The coding region runs from base 19 to 2172 and encodes 717 amino acids. Lineage: Eukaryota; Fungi; Ascomycota; Dothideomycetes; Mycosphaerellales; Mycosphaerellaceae. The record is from RefSeq and is a predicted model, not a curated record. The transcript has a single exon.